ACAGAGGUUAUGAUUCAAAAAUGGCUGAUUUAAACAGAGAGUUGAGCGAGUAUUUGCUGAGUAACAAAAACGAAAAACAAUAUAAACUAACGAUCCCGACAGUGACGAUACCAAAGCCAUCGCUGGGAAAAUGGUUCGGAAAAUCAACAGAAGAAAACACCGAGGAGCCAGGAUGGUUACAAGACACCCAAAGGAGUUGCUGUCCCAGUCUGACGAAAUUCCAACGGCUGACUGGGUUCGCAAUCUGUAUAUUUAUGGGAGUCCUGUGUUUUUCCUUAUCAGCGAUUUAUAUUCCUGUUUUACUUUUAAAAGCGCGUAAAUUUGCUUUGUUAUAUUCGCUAGGAAGUGUUUUUUUUUUAAUGAGUUUCUGUUUCCUCUGGGGACCCAUCAGCUACUUUAAGUCUCUGUUCGCAAAAGAGAAGCGUUGCUUCACAUUGUCCUACUUGCUGACAUUAUCAGGGACUCUGUACUUCGCUCUGCACCUUCAGUCGACACCUCUGACGGUCUUGUGCGCAGUCCUCCAGAUAAUAGCGCUCUUGUCAUUCCUCGUGAGUCACAUUCCCGGGGGCACUACCGGACUCAUGUUCUUCGGCAGGAUGUUCAAGUCUUCUGUCAAGCCGACUCUGCCAAUCUGA
Messenger RNA from Microplitis mediator, 635 nucleotides. Its product is annotated as vesicle transport protein SFT2C. The coding region runs from base 21 to 635 and encodes 204 amino acids. The transcript has 3 exons. Gene Ontology annotation, biological process: vesicle-mediated transport. NCBI's taxonomy places the organism in Eukaryota, Metazoa, Arthropoda, Insecta, Hymenoptera, Braconidae. Gene Ontology annotation, cellular component: membrane. The record is from RefSeq and is a predicted model, not a curated record.